This is a messenger RNA of Coturnix japonica (Japanese quail), 994 nucleotides long. It is a transcript of the gene DPM2, whose product is annotated as dolichyl-phosphate mannosyltransferase subunit 2, regulatory. Gene Ontology annotation, molecular function: enzyme regulator activity. The record is from RefSeq and is a predicted model, not a curated record. Gene Ontology annotation, cellular component: endoplasmic reticulum membrane; dolichol-phosphate-mannose synthase complex. Lineage: Eukaryota; Metazoa; Chordata; Aves; Galliformes; Phasianidae. Gene Ontology annotation, biological process: GPI anchor biosynthetic process; dolichol phosphate mannose biosynthetic process.
CUGUUUCGGAGAACACGUGGCCAGUGUUCUGCUCGCUGGUUGGUCGAUCGCUCCCGGAAGAACGGGGAGGGCGGAAGUGCCGUGUGGUGGCCGUCGCCAUGGCUACAGCGACGGACCAGGCGGUCGGGUUCGGUUUGGUGGCCUUCAGCCUCGUGCUGUUCGUGUACUACACGCUGUGGAUCAUCGUGCUGCCCUUCAUUGACAGUGAGCACAGCAUCCACCAAUACUUCUUGCCCAGGGAGUACGCCGUUAUCAUCCCCGUGGUGGCUGGGCUGCUGCUGCUGCUAUUUAUAGGUGUUUUUAUAAUGGUUGUGAUGUGGAAGAGCAGAAAACCUGCCCGGAAAUCAGACUGAAGGCCCAGCUGAGAGAUGGAGAGAAGGCCCCCAGCCUGCAGCACCAAGCAGCCUCCUCCUCCAGAGCACUCAAAGCAGCAGCAGUGCCAAGUGGCUGCUCUUUCUCCCACAUUCCUUCCUCAAAAGACACAGACUUGUGUAGUUUACAACUUACAGACUAAAGGGAAGCAAAUCUGACCCGUGGGACUCACCAGGAGAGGGACCAGAGCUCCAGCUGGACAAAUGUGCACCCCAGCUGAGACUACGUGCAGCAGCUUUGCUGGGCUGGGAUCCAGCAGCUCUAAUUGCAGAGUGUGAGUUCAGUUCUGGCCCCCAGCAGCUGCUCGGCCUCUGGAUACUCUUUCCCCUCUUUGCUGCAUACGGUAGUUUAUUCCUUCUGGGAUUUUCUUUUAAACUGGAAGAGCUAAUGAUGGUGCUGUGAGCUCUCGUUUCUGAUGAGGGCCCUGUGAGCUGCACCCACCUCCCCUCCUACAGUCACCCCACUGAGGAUGCAGCAUGACCUGGGUGGCAGAGGAAGCAUUUAGCUCCCUUACCAAUGAAUGUCAGCUGCAGUCUGGGCUCCUGCCUGCACUGGGUCAGCCCUGAGCUCCUGGUGGCUAUAGUGAGCUGCAUUCAUCCUCAAUAAAGUUCUCUGAGCUCUU